AUGGAUAGAGUUACUUCAAAACGAGUUAAAAACAAUGUGUUGAUAGAAAAAAGUGGUAACAAUGAGAAGAAGGCCCUUAGUAAAAGAAGGACAAACAUGAGUAAAAAAAAAAACACCUUCCUAAAUGAAGAAUCGAAGAAUGAUGAAGCUAUUAAGAAGAAUUUGAAAAGAGUGAAAAAUGAAAAGAUUUCCAAAAAUGCAAAAGACAAGUUGGAAAGCACCUGCUUAAUUAGAACCAGAAGCAAGGAAAAUGGCAAAAAGGACACUGUAUAUAAGGGGAUAGAAAAGGAGAAGAAAUACCCCCAUGCAAGCAAAGUUACUUCCAUUAAAAGAAACAAUGCAAAUGCUAAUGAUGGCGGGGAGAACCGCGUCGUGGACGGGAAAAAUUACAAUGUGAAGAGUUCAAAUUACACAAUUUUGAACUACUUUAAGAAUAAAAGAGCGACCGAUAAGUAUGCCAGCAAGGCGUCCGUUGGGGGAAAUUCUAAGGCCGCUAACGAUAGCGAGGCGCGCAAUGAAAGCAAUAACUGCGUAGACUGCAGCGUCAGCAGUAACGCGCCGAGUCAGGCCGUCAGUCACGCGGCGAACCAGACGGCCAACCAAGCCAUCUCGAACUACGCGAACGGAGCCAACCAAACCAAUUAUCUCAACAUGAAAAAUAACAUCGAGCAUAACCUCAUGAAUUAUAAAAAGUCCAAGUUGAACCAAAUGCACGCGGAGAAUAUCAGCAUGGACUCCUACAGGUCGAACAACUCAUCGAAUAGCGAGUUGUACAUCGGACCGGAGCACCACAAUUUGUAUGCAAGCAACCAGGAGUACACUAUUGGUGGUAGAUCCUCCAUGCAGUUGAAGGAAGGUAGCCUGCGGAGUAGCACCAGUAGAGCGGGGGGAGAACUGCAUACGAGUUUGAAAAGUGGUAAUAUGUUGAAUGGCCCCUUACAGUUGAGCGAUUUGUACAGCUCCAGGAAUGGAGAUUCGUCCACCGUGUUGACUAGGAGUUCUUUAUACAAAUGUAAAGAGGAGCGCGCAGAUAGGGCCGAUGUGACCCAACGGGUGGAUAGGGCGACCCUUGGAUUGUCUGCCAUUGGGGAGGAGGGCGAAAAGGGAUUUUGUGGCUCCGGCCCAAAAAACGGAUUCAUCAUGAGUAGCAGCCUGGGCACCGCAUUGAACGGCUUCAGAGGAAAGGCGAUUUCGCAGGUGGAAAGAGGUUUAGGAGGAGUCGGCGUAACUGAGCUCAUGGGGAAUGGCCAAGGGAGGCACCGUGAAACUGGGUACAGAGCAGGCCUAGAUAUGAGACGAAGCGGUGACCACCUGUACAGUUACAAGGAUAGGAAUAAAGAAUACUUAGAUUCGAUAAAUUUGUCAAUCAAUGGAGAAAAUGAAAGGCAAAGGGAACAACUCCUUGGAAGGUCUCUCCCGUGUAGAAAUAAUAUGGUGAACAGUACAAAGUCUGAUGAAGAAUUAUUUUCGAGCAAUAUUUUGAAUUUUGAGAAUUACUGUUCAAAUAGGUUUAAGCGAAGUAUGAAUAACAACCUGAUUAACAAUAUAUGUAGCAUGUACGAGGAUAAAUCAAAUUUAGAAGAUUUCAUUUCGCGGAAGAGAAGAGGAGAAGGAGGUGUGUGUAAGUCGAAGGAGGAUUUUCUAAAGUACAGAUUGGAUGAUAGUUUGAUGGUAGGUGUGAGAAAUGAUCAUUUUGAAGGGGAAAAACUUUUUAAAAGACCACGCAUGUCCUUGUAUAAUAGUCUCCUGGGGAAAAACCGAUUUCAAGAUGGAAAGAGGGUGGAGAAGAAGGAACGGGACAGCAUGUCGGAUCUUCUCCUCCAUCAUCAAGAUUUGCUCAUCAACAAGAGAGAAAAAAUUGUGGUAAGUAAAGAAGUAGACACGAAGGAAAUCAUAAUAAAAAAAUACAUAAAGAAUUUUUGGCUACUUAGUCGAAAGGAAUUUUUUAGUAAAUACUGGAAUGCAUCUGUAGAAUUGGAGAGUAUAGAAGUGGAGAAGCUGAAGGAGUUGAUCCCAUUUCCAGAUAAUCAGACUUGUACAAUUGAUGACCUGUUCAGUAAAGACAACGAGAUUGUUGAUGAGGACCAGGUGUUGAAGGACUACGUCACGGAUGAAAAGUUGAAGGAUUUUCGCUUAGACCUGAUUGACGGCUUCCUCUACGACAAGCAAUCGCUGUACGAGCGGGAGAUGCUUGAAAAUGAUAAAAUAUUUUCACACAUUUCUUUUAAUCACAAAAAUUCAGAGAUCAAAGUGGAUAAGCUGUUAAAUUUGUUUCCUCGAGAUUUCAUGAGGAAGUAUAAAAUUGUGAAGAAAUUAGGAGAAGGGGUUUAUGGAAAAGUGUUUAAGGCGGAGUCGUUAGAGGAUUCAUAUUUGCAUUUUGCCGUGAAGGUAUUACGUUACUUUUGGCCAAACUUCAAAUACAAAUUCGGUUCCGAGGAGUUUGCCAUUAACGAGUUUAACAUUAUGCGUAUUUUGUUUCACCCUAAUGUGGUGUGUCUGUUGGAUAGCUUCCGCGUUCACACAUAUAGGAAGAGUAAGGUAAAAACACAUCGUAGCCAGAAAACUCGAAACGAGACUCUGUCAGCUGAGUAUGACUUUAGUUUUCAGAGGCAUCGCAAAGUGGAGCGAAAUCAAUAUUCCCCCUCUCGCGAUACUAUUGAAAGGAACAACAAGUACCAGAAUUUAAUUUCGAAGAGCUGCAUAACGAUUGAGGAUUUGGAGAAGGAUUUGGUUAUGUACAAUAUUGAUAAGGAGGAGAGCUUGAAUAGGGAUGCCCACUUGGGCAGUCACUUGAACAGGACGAUUAAAAGUUUGAGGAGUUACCAGACGGAGGGUAGCGCUACUGUUGGUGGUAGCGGUAGCAGCACCGUGGGGAGUAACAGCACGUAUGGAUCGACCAACUCGCGGAAGGAUGUGCGAAAGGAUCGCAGCAACGAUCUAAGCGUUUUGCACGCGAAGAAGAAAGUCAGGACGGGCACUUUCAAAUCCGCCACUGGUGCAAGAGUGAUGAGCGGAGGAGGUCGAACCCAACACUGGUCAGAGUUGCACAGACUGAAGAUGAACAAGAUGACUAGGACAAACAAAAGUAUCGAUAAGCUCAAAUUUAGGAAGCACUCAAGGAAGUUAAAAAAAAUAGAAAAUAAAAACAACGACUAUAUUGAAAAUUGGGAUCUUUUCCUGGUCAUAGAAAAAUGUGAUUGUAGUCUUAAUGACAUUUUAAGUAAAGCGAAGAAGAGACACACUUCCUUCAUCCAACACAUUAAGCAAUGCACUGCACAACAUUUGCCAAGUGAGAGAAUCGACAUGUCCUAUGACCAUAUACACAAUUACGUAAAGUAUGUAUAUCUUCCAUUGAAGAAAAUUGAGAAUCGAUCCUUCUAUCCUGAAAUGCCAUCUCUGUCUGAAAUACAGACUAAGGUCAUUAUAUACCAGAUGCUUCAAGGAAUUAAUCACUUCCACAAGAAAUUUAUAAUUCACAGGGAUAUAAAGCCAGCCAAUACAUUGAUUAAAAAUAUUAAAUAUUUGUCAGAUGGGCUGAAUGAUUCAAAGGAGUGGAUUGUGAAGAUAGCUGAUUUCGGUUUGGGGGUAUAUGAUCACUUUUUAAAAGCGGAAACGAAAGAUUGUAAUAUUAUUACACUGCAAUAUAGGCCACCUGAAAUUUUGUGUAACAGUACCAUGUACAAUUACUCAGUGGAUAUUUGGUCCAUUGGCAUCACCAUGUGUGAAUGCCUAUUAGGGUUUGUACCAGUGACUUCGAAAUUUGAAUCCUCCGUGCUGUUCAAAAUUUUAGUUUUUCGAGGCAUCCCGGAUGACGACUUUGACAAUCUGUUGAAGAAGGAGUUCGUGGGGGAGUUGCCCCAAUUUAAGGUGGACAGGCUGAGAAUGUUGGAGGUGAUUUUUACAGAUAUAUAUGGCCGUAGGUUGCUGAGCGAUCAUGGCAUUGAUCUGAUUGAUCAGUUCCUCAGCUACGACUACAAGAACAGGAUCACCGCGAACGAAGCGCUCAAGCACCCCUGGUUCGAGGACGUGCACCUCUACCUCAACGAGCGCCUGCUCCGCUACUACAAGCGCACGGGCACGUACUACUUCUGA
Molecule: messenger RNA, 4092 nt
Organism: Plasmodium fragile
Lineage: Eukaryota; Apicomplexa; Aconoidasida; Haemosporida; Plasmodiidae
Product: CMGC protein kinase
Exons: 1
Coding region: 1-4092 (1363 amino acids)
Biological process (GO): protein phosphorylation
Cellular component (GO): nucleus; protein kinase CK2 complex; cytosol
Molecular function (GO): protein serine/threonine kinase activity; ATP binding
Source: RefSeq, a predicted model, not a curated record